CGGGGGCGCGCCCGAGCGCGCGGCCGUGCGGGGAUGUCGGGGUCGGAGUCGGGCGCGGGGCUGGAGCUGCUGUUCCGCUGGGCCUCCCCGGGCCUCGCCCGCCCGCACGACGCGCUGCUCUGCUUCGUCCACUGGGAGCUCGUCACCCACCGCUACCGCUGCCUCGGCGCCGGGGACCAGGCGGGUCCGGAAGAGGAGGAGUCGGAGCUGCUCCCCGCCGGGUGGAACGCCGACCCGGACCUCUUCACCCUACGCUACCGCCGGGCCGCGGACCACCGUGACCCCGCCGCCGCCCCCCGAGAGCUGCUCCUCAAGGCCGUCCCCGUCGAUGGCACCCUCAUCCUCAACGCCAUGGAGUGCAACUCCCAGCAAGUGGUGAGUUUGACCUUGAAUGUGGCUGAUUACGUCGAUGAGGAACACCUGCAGGAUUUCCACAGGGUCUACAAGGACCGCGAAGCUCUCCGGGCCCUGAUCGCCUCCGCCGUCGUCAGCCCCCUCCUCCUCUGCCCCCGGAGCAAGGCCGCCGACGACGACCGGGCCCCCCGCGCCGAUCCCGACCCCGACCCCCUGCGCGGUCGGCCCCCGCACCCGGACGCCCGCAGCCCGGCCCCCGGGCCCAACCCGCUGGACCCUUUUGCCGUGGGACGAGCCGACCUGGACCCCUUUGGCAGGGGUCACCUCGGCGGGAUGAUCAUGGACCCGCUGCGGUCCGGCUACCCGAGGCCCUUCUUCGACCCCUCCUCCGGCCUCCCCAACCGCCUCCCGCCCGGCGCCGUCCCCCCGGGAGCCCGCUUCGACCCGUUCGGGCCCAACGGAACCAGCGCUUCGGGGCCGACCCCCGACCACCUGCCGCCCCCCGGCUUCGACAACAUGUUCCUGUGAAGACCGAAGACCGCCAUCUUGGGCCUGGGGUGACCGGUGGGGGAAUGGGGACGGGGCUGGGGGGAGGGGACCGUGUGUGGGGGGUCUCCCCCCCGAUCCUUCCCCUCCCCCCCGGCCACCCUCAGGACGCAGAAGAUUUCGGGUGUUCGGACGGAGGAGAAGGCGCGGACACAAUACAAACGGACGUCACCGGCC
Molecule: messenger RNA, 1077 nt
Organism: Ornithorhynchus anatinus (platypus)
Lineage: Eukaryota; Metazoa; Chordata; Mammalia; Monotremata; Ornithorhynchidae
Gene: PSMF1
Product: proteasome inhibitor subunit 1
Exons: 7
Coding region: 34-882 (282 amino acids)
Biological process (GO): proteasome-mediated ubiquitin-dependent protein catabolic process
Molecular function (GO): endopeptidase inhibitor activity; proteasome binding
Source: RefSeq, a predicted model, not a curated record